AUGGAAAAGCAAGUCAAAACUAGUGAUAAAGGCAGCAGGCUUGCAGUAAUAAGCUCUCACUUGGUUACUCCUCAAAUCCCCAUGGCUGCUGCUUCUGAGAAGGAGGCUGCUCUUGCGGCCGUUCCCUCUGAUUCUCCCACCAUAUUUGACAAGAUCAUCAACAAGGAAAUACCAUCUAAGGUGGUUUUUGAGGACGAUAAGGUCCUUGCUUUUAGGGACAUUAAUCCCCAAGCUCCGACACACAUUUUGAUCAUUCCCAAAGUUAGAGAUGGCUUAACUGGACUCUCUAAGGCCGAGGAGAGACACACUGAAAUUCUUGGUCAGCUUCUCUACACUGCCAAGCUGAUUGCCAAGCAGGAAGGUCUUGAUGAUGGCUUCAGGAUUGUGAUUAAUGAUGGGCCAAAUGGAUGUGCGUAUUUAUUCUUUCUUUACUUUAAGCCAAUCCGUUUAUCACCUUCAUGUUCAUCUCCUUGGAGGACGUCAAUUGAACUGGCCUCCAGGCUAAUGCGGAGACGUGCUCGGAUGUUUUGCGAGAUUUCCACUGGAAGUCUGUAUUGGCAUGAAACUAGUAGUUUAUUGAUUGGAGAUCUCGAACCAGUUGUGAACUUGUGGUAG
Messenger RNA from Prunus armeniaca (apricot), 615 nucleotides. The record is from the annotation of a GenBank genome assembly. NCBI's taxonomy places the organism in Eukaryota, Viridiplantae, Streptophyta, Magnoliopsida, Rosales, Rosaceae.